Theileria equi strain WA is the source of this 1197-nucleotide messenger RNA. RefSeq names its product Ubiquitin carboxyl-terminal hydrolase family member protein. The transcript has 3 exons. NCBI's taxonomy places the organism in Eukaryota, Apicomplexa, Aconoidasida, Piroplasmida, Theileriidae. Gene Ontology annotation, cellular component: nucleus; cytosol. Gene Ontology annotation, molecular function: cysteine-type deubiquitinase activity; cysteine-type endopeptidase activity. Gene Ontology annotation, biological process: protein deubiquitination. The record is from RefSeq and is a predicted model, not a curated record. Bases 1 to 1197 code for a protein of 398 amino acids.
AUGGUAACAGUGGGUAGUAACAGAACGCCGUCGAAUUCUUCGGAUGUAUCUGGAUCUACAUCACCAGGCGAAUGCCAAUCAGGUUCUGAAAAUGGAAAUCUAAUGUAUAUGUUAAAGAAUUGUUUAAUAAUAUCAAAAGAUGUUGUCAACAGAUCAAUGUGUAACGAGAACAUAAAAUAUUGUGGAUUUGAGAACAGAUCAAACAAUUGCUAUUGUAAUGUAGUCUUACAGUCGCUUUACUCAUCUCAUGACUUUAGAACUCGUAUGAUUAGACUGAAAAAAAUAGGGACUGGAAUUUCCGGUGAACUCGGAAAACUUUACAGCAAAUGUGUCGCAGCAAAUGGUAUCGUUAUAUAUAUAUUUAGUGGUUUUUAUGAUGUUAUAGAGAUUCAAUCUCCCAAGAGCUUUCUCAAGAAAGUUUGUAGCACGAAUGAUGAUUUUGUUUUGGGAGAUCAACAAGAUGCACAUGAAUUCCUCACGUAUAUAAUAAACUUAAUGAUUGAUGAAAUCCGUGAAUUGGAGGAUGAUUAUCUAAGGCCAAAGUCUCAAUCUUUGAAGAAUACCGGUAAAAGAAAAACGGAGAAAAGAACAUGGUUAAAUGAAUUAGUUGAAGGGUUUGUUAAAUCAGAAACCAGGUGUCAUGAAUGUAAAAAUGUCACUGGCAUAAUGGAGCCGUUCAUAACAAUAUCUUUGGAUAUAAACGAUAAUUGUGAUAUAAACAGCUGUCUGGAAAGGUAUUGUGACGCGGAACUAUUGACAGGCAAGGAUCAGUUCUUUUGUGAUACAUGCAACAAGUACUGUGACGCUUCCAAGAAAGUUGUAUUUGACCUCAUGCCACCACUACUCAUUUUGCACCUGAAGAGGUUCAAAUACAAUGUACAAGCAGGGAAUAACCAAAAAGAUAUAUAUUCGGCAUUUGAAAGACUACCAUAUUCCGUAAUAUCACGCAAUAUUAUCAAAAUAAAGUGUCAAAGACAUACCCAUCCAAUUGUCUAUGAACUUUUCUCUGUGAUUCUGCACAUUGGAACGUCUCCACAUUAUGGCCAUUAUAUAAACAUUAGCCGUAUGGGAGAACAAUGGUUCAAGUGUGACGAUACCUCCAUUCACAAGCUACACAACUUUCAUCAGGAUGUUGGUGAUGAACAUUCGUCAGGUAGUGAUGGAAGCUACAUUCUUUUCUAUCGUAUAAAAGAAUAA